Messenger RNA from Cyprinodon tularosa, 1946 nucleotides. RefSeq names its product solute carrier family 35 member G2-like. Bases 391 to 1746 code for a protein of 451 amino acids. Gene Ontology annotation, cellular component: membrane. The record is from RefSeq and is a predicted model, not a curated record. The transcript is spliced from 2 exons. Lineage: Eukaryota; Metazoa; Chordata; Actinopteri; Cyprinodontiformes; Cyprinodontidae.
GAUCUCUCCCUCCCUCACUCCUCCGUCUGUCUCUUUCUCUGUCUCUCUUUCUCUCAGACCAGGAGCAUCUGCAUGUGUAUUCAGGCAGGGAUGAAAGCGGCCAGCAGGUUCUUAUAAAACUCAUUUUUCUCUCCCUGUAAAGUGCAGUGGGGUGUGAUCAUAGGUGCUGAAAGUGCAGCGCUCUCUCCCUGAGGACAACCACUGCUGCCGAGGAGGGAGAGGAAGAACUAAGAGGAGAAAGGAGGGAGAUGGAAAGGAACUAAUGGCCAAAAGCAGGUGAUGAGAUGUUGAAGAUGUUUAGUGACUGAUUGAGGCGCACCGUUGGUGAAGUUCAGCUCUGGUUUGCGCCACAGCAGGUGUAGGUCAUCUCUGAGGUCUUAGAAAAUAAAUAUGGAGUCAGCUCACCUUCUGAGUGGCUCUAAGAAGAGAGUAAAGAUACAUCCUCAGACUGUAACGGCCAAGUAUGCCACGCAGACCCCCUAUGCCCCCCAACCUGGAAUACAUACCCAUUUCCCCCAACCAGGCGAUGAGGGCUAUGAUGACGCUCCGUCAUUCGAGGAUUUUGGCUCAUUCCUGGAGGAGACAUCUGACAAGAAACAGCUCACGGAGAGCAAGAAGUGGCCUUUGACAUUGUUUGGCUCCAAAGACAAAGACACGUCCCAUAAACUCCAAGUGGUGGGAGAAGGAGAGGGAAGUGAGGUGGGAACCAAAGCAGCAAAGGGAUCUGGGAAAGGGGUUGGAGAACAACUGGCCAGUUUUGGCGAGGCUUCUGUGUCGGCAUCUCGACUCACCUGGUUGGGACUACUCUGUGCUGCUCUUGCACAUGGCUGCCUGAUUGUCCUUACCCGCAUGGCCUCUGAACGCUUUAGCCUUGGACCCCUAUUUCUGCUCCUGGUAAGGUCAGUCAUUCAGCUUCCAUCAGUGGCUGCCCCACUGAACAAGGCAGAGAGCCCAUUUGGACCAGAAGGAUAUCGGUUACGUCUACUCUUUUAUGGCAUUUCCUACUCACUCUCCCUCUGCUGUGCCUAUUAUUCCUUAACCUUUGUCUCUUCUGAAAAUGGUUCGACAACUUGGCGACUGGCAACUACCACUCUGUCAGCAACCCUUGCCUUCCUGCUACUGGAGGAAAAGCUGGGACUUGCAGAUGGGAUAACCUUAGCCGCUGGCCUGUGUGGGUUGGGUCUUGUGUUGCUUCCCACAGCAGAUGAGAGCUAUGAAGACAUGCCAGUUGAUCCCGUUACUUUCUGGAGGGGUGCUUUCGGAUGGUCUCUUUCAGUACUUGCGGGGUUGUGGAUGGCCCUGGCGCUGGUCGGGUAUCGCUCAAUGAAAGAUAGGGUUGGUGUCGCCACUGCUCUAUUUACUGUGAGUUGGACAGGUUGCCUGCUUACCCCAGCUACUUUGAUUCUGAUCCAGGAAGGAUGGUCUUGGCCUAUGAGUUUAUCAGCAUGGGCCAUUCUACUGGGCUUAGUUGCCUCCUCAAUAGCAGCCUUCCUGGGAAUGACGCACGCCCUCACACGCCUCCACCCAGCCCUGGUCUCCGCUUCACAGAGCUUGGAAAUACCUGUUGCCAUGCUCUUGCAUUUGGCCAUAUCUCCUGUGACUCCCAAUGCUGCCGAGGUUGUGGGGAACGUGAUGAUCGUGCUAAGCGUUGGCUGGCUGGUGGCUAUGAAGCUGCUCCCAUCUCGUGGUGUGGGGCGGUGCCAAAGGGAGGAGUAUGAGGAGAUUCUGGACUCACCCAUCAAAUAGAAACACUUCAAUACCAUCACCUACUCUUUCUCCUUCAAAAGUGUCAUUCCCAUGUACAUAAGAGACUAAUAGAUGUUCACCAGAGCUCGAUCUAUUUUGUAUUGUUUUUGCUUAGAAGAAAGUACCAAAAUUGUGUUGUCUGUAAAGUGACUACAUGAUGUGAAAAAUAAAAGCUCUCUGAGAGAAUGCUCGUCCUUCAA